AUGAAAGGUCUGGGCCUGGAGUCUGUGAAACAAGUAACUCGCAGCAGAGCUCUCGUGCUGGCAGCGCAGCCGCAACUUCAUGGGUUUCCGUGGUGCCUUCCUCCGACAGUCAACGACAUUUGCGCCUAUGCAGCAUUAAAGCACCAGCCCUUUCGACAAGCGAAACGACAUUUGACCCCAGCUCUCUCAGCGGCGACGAAGGCGCAGAUAUGGGCGUGUCGUCAUCUCCUCACUGAGUACUUAGUAUCAGUCUGCUACAAGAUAGCUCUAGUGAGGACAAAUAACGUCAUAUCGGUUUGGUUCUCGCUCAUCUCCUACUUGGGUAUCGAAAAAUCGCUCUCGACCGCCACCGUGUUGGCGAAAAUGGGUACCAGGCUGCCACUGAAGGCGUAA
Peronospora matthiolae is the source of this 393-nucleotide messenger RNA. The record is from the annotation of a GenBank genome assembly. NCBI's taxonomy places the organism in Eukaryota, Oomycota, Peronosporomycetes, Peronosporales, Peronosporaceae.